This is a messenger RNA of Oppiella nova, 1206 nucleotides long. NCBI's taxonomy places the organism in Eukaryota, Metazoa, Arthropoda, Arachnida, Sarcoptiformes, Oppiidae. The record is from the annotation of a GenBank genome assembly.
AUGGCUGGGUUAGCUCAGACGACUAUAAGUAAGAUUCACCAAGUGUAUGAUCGCUGGAUGCCAAAAUUGCCAGCAGAGAUUACACCGCGUAAUGUACUGAUAUUUUGCGUCAUUUCAUUGUUGUGUAUUGGUACGGUGAUGGUGGCUUCGGCUUCAAUGCCUUAUGCAGAGCGGAUGCAUGAAAACGAAUUUCACUAUGUGAUUCGUCAUGCAAUUUCGAUCGUGGUGGCUUUUGUUGCAGCCGCAAUUACCUAUCGAGUUUCACUCAACCUUUGGUUUAAAAAUACCUUUCCAUUGUGGUUGAUCACCAUUGCUUUAUUACUCGCCGUCUUGGUGGUGGGUACGGAGGUCAAUGGUUCAACACGUUGGAUUCGUGUAGGUGGAUUUACCUUGCAGGCAACCGAAGUCGCCAAGGUGAUGAUGGCCAUAUUUACCGCAGACUAUGUGGUUCGUCGUGCUGAAGAAGUCCGUAAUAAUAUUAAGGGCUUGGUGCGUCUAGGUGUGGUGAUGUUGCUGACGGUCGGACUGAUUAUUGCAGAGCCUGACUUAGGGGCGACAGUGGUGAUAGCUGUUUCGAUGCUGGGCGUGUUCUUCUUGGCUGGCGCACCCAUGAUCCAGUUCGGCUUUGCAUUCGGUGCGAUUCUGGUGGCAUUUGUAUCCUUAAUCGUGUUUGAACCAUAUCGUUAUGAACGCUUAAUGUCAUUCUCAAACCCUUGGGCUGAUCCUUUGGGUUCAGGUUAUCAAUUGUCGAAUGCCUUGAUGGCCUUUGGUCGUGGUGAAUGGUUUGGGGUGGGCUUAGGACAUAGUAUUCAAAAAAUGUCUUAUCUGCCUGAAGCACAUACUGACUUUAUGUUGGCAAUUUUAGGUGAAGAAUUCGGUUUCUUUGGUAUUUCGACCGUUUUGCUACUCUCGUUUGUGAUGUUGAUUUGCUGUAUUCGCAUCGGUCAGCGUGCGCUCAAUCAUCAAUAUUUGCGCGCAGGAUAUUUGGCUUACGGGAUCAGUAUUAUUUUCUUAUUACAGAUCUUGGUGAAUGCUGGUAUGAAUAUGGGCAUGUUGCCGACCAAGGGGCUAACGCUUCCAUUUAUUAGUUAUGGUGGUUCAUCUUUAAUUAUGUGUGCGGUGAUGAUCAGUUUAAUUCUCAAAAUUGAUGCAACCACCAAGGAUGCCAAUCCAGCGCGAGAAGAGUCUAGACUUGUGGAACGAUAA